This is a messenger RNA of Dioscorea cayenensis subsp. rotundata (Guinea yam), 1352 nucleotides long. Its product is annotated as vacuolar cation/proton exchanger 3-like. NCBI's taxonomy places the organism in Eukaryota, Viridiplantae, Streptophyta, Magnoliopsida, Dioscoreales, Dioscoreaceae. Gene Ontology annotation, cellular component: plant-type vacuole membrane. Gene Ontology annotation, biological process: calcium ion transmembrane transport; intracellular calcium ion homeostasis. The record is from RefSeq and is a predicted model, not a curated record. Gene Ontology annotation, molecular function: calcium:proton antiporter activity.
UUAAAACAGAGGAUUUGUAGAAGAAGAAGGAUGAUGGAUUCCCCAAACAAUGACAAUGAGCUUUCUCUUCUUCAACAAUCCACCACCAUUCCUUCAUCUUCCAAGAUCCAACUCUUGCUUGUUAAUUUUCAACAAGUACUGCUUGGCACCAAGCUCGCACUUCUGUUCCCGGCUGUGCCUCUUGCUCUUCUUGCCAGCCAUUACCAUUUUGGCACUGUUGUGCUGUUCUCAUUCAGCUUAUUAGCAUUAGCUCCUCUUGCCGAACGUGUGAGUUUUCUCAGCGAACAAAUUGCAUACUACGCUGGCCCAACUGUUGGUGGACUUGUAAAUGCAACAUGCGGGAAUGCGCCAGAGUUGAUUAUUGCAUUGAUGGCACUACAGAACGACAAGGUCGAUGUCCUCAAAUGGUCUCUCCUUGGUUCCACCUCUCCAACCUCUUUGCUUGUUCUUGGCUCAUCACUUUUCUUUGGAGGUCUAGCGAACCUUUCCAAAGAAAGUCAGUUCGACCUGACACAAGUAAAUGUGAAUCUUAGCCUUCUUUUGUUAUGUUCUCAAUGCCACAUUUUGGCAUUGAUGGUUGGUAAUCACACAAGUAGCUCAAACAGUCAUACAACAAUGAGCCUUGACCUUUCAAGAGCUUGCAGCAUAGCUAUGCUCAUCACCUAUUUUGCUUGCCUCUUCUUCCAGCUUAAGACUCAUCGGCAACAGUAUGAUAUUCUUGAGGAUGAUUCCAGUGAUAAUGAAGCCUCUUCAUCUGAUGAUGAUGCACCGGUGAUUGGUUUUACUAGUGCAUGCAUUUGGUUAGUUAUAAUGACUACUUUAGUUGCAAUCAUAUCAGAGUACAUUGUUGGAACCAUUGAGGAUGCUUCCCGGUCUUGGUGUAUGUCUGUCAGUUUUCUAUGUAUCAUUUUACUGCCAAUUGCCGGAAAUGCAUCAGAACAUGCCGGUGCUAUAAUAUUUGCAUAUAAAAAUAAGAUCGAUAUUGCUUUAAGUGUCACUUUGGGCUCUUCAACACAAAUUACCAUGUUUGUGACUCCGGUAAGUGUAAUUGUCGCAUGGAUAAGAGGAAUUCCAAUGGAUCUUGAUUAUAAACUUUUGGAGACGGCAUCACUAGUUAUGUCAAUUCUGAUAGUAUCCUUGAUUCUUCAGGAUGGAAAAGUGGCAUUACAUGAAAGGAAUUGUGCUGGUUGUUAGCUACAUUGUCAUUGGACUAUUGUUUUUCAAAACCUCAAGACCUCUUUCUGAGUUUGCAUUUAUUAUUCCAGCAUUCCUUUUUUUAUUAUUUUUAAUUUUAUUUUUGUAGAACAGUGUGCACAAAUUUUAUUUAAGGUGAUGAUACUGGGGAAGGAAUA